AGGCGGGGCCGUGGGGCUGCCGGUGCCGGUGCCGCUCCCGCGUACCCUGCGCCGCCUGCCCAGCGCCCGCGGACGGCGGGGGGAUGCCUCACAGAACUGAGCUGUAUGAGGAUCCUCCAUCAACAUGCUGGCCUAUCGUUUAUUCUCCAGACUACAACAUCACAUUUGUGGGACUUGAGAAACUGCAUCCAUUUGAUGCAGGGAAAUGGGGAAAAGUAAUCAAUUUUUUGAAAGAAGAAAAACUAAUUUCAGAUGACUUGAUAGUGCAGGCACGGGAAGCUACUGAUGAAGAUCUCUUGGUGGUUCACACAAGGCGCUACCUUAAUAAAUUAAAGUGGUCAUUUGUGGUGGCUGCAAUCACAGAAAUCCCACCAGUUGCCUUUCUUCCCAAUUUCCUUGUUCAGAGAAAAGUUCUGAAACCUCUGCGAACCCAGACAGGAGGGACCAUAAUGGCAGGAAAACUUGCUGUUGAUAGAGGCUGGGCAAUCAAUGUGGGAGGUGGUUUCCAUCACUGUUCCAGUGAUAAAGGUGGAGGAUUUUGUGCAUACGCUGAUAUCACACUGGCUAUAAAGUUCUUAUUUGAAAGAGUACAAGGGGUGUCUAAAGCCACAAUUAUUGAUCUGGAUGCUCAUCAGGGAAAUGGCCAUGAGAGGGACUUUAUGGAUGACCAGCGGGUGUAUAUUAUGGAUGCAUACAACAGAUACAUUUACCCAGGGGAUGGGUUUGCUAAACGUGCCAUAAAACGCAAGGUGGAAUUAGAGUGGGGUACAGAGGACACAGAAUAUCUUCAGAAGGUUCAUACUCAGGUGGAAGGAGCAUUAAAUGAGUUAAAACCUGACAUCAUUGUUUAUAAUGCUGGGACAGAUAUUCUGGAUGGUGAUCCAUUGGGAGGACUUGCUAUUUCUCCUCAGGGAAUUGUGAAGAGGGAUGAAGUUGUGUUCAAGGCUGCCAGAAGCCGCAGAAUCCCAAUCCUGAUGGUGACAUCUGGAGGCUACCAGAAGAGGACAGCACGGAUUAUUGCUGACUCCAUCCUCAAUUUGCACAGCCUGGGGCUCAUUGACAAGGAGCAGGCAACCUGUGGAGCUGGAAAUCCCAAGGUAGAACAGAUGAUUAGAGACUCUGCUAAAGACUUAUGCAACUUGUCACUGCAAUGACAAGUUACUGACUUGAGGAAACAGCUUCCUGGUUUGGGAGCAGGAAGAUCUCCGUGUUACCAGGGUUAAUACAGAAUAUUUUAAAAAAGACUCAUCUGUAAAGUAACACAGUAGAGAUUAUAUGUUGUUACAGAAUAACUGUGUCUACUGAAACUAUCUUGAGCAAAGGCAACAAAUCCUUUUAAGCUAAUUGAGACGUGCUCAAGGGUACUGCCUUUCAGUUUAUAUUACUGUAGAAAGCUAUAAUUGCUUCUCUUAUUGUCAUGGGUGGUGUAUUAUGUGUAAUGAACUAUGCAGUUGGUAUCCAAAGACCAUCCCAGGCCUAUUUCAGAUGAUGCAGUUUGGACAGUGGUGGGAGAAAUGUGCACUAAAUCUAUUGUAGGCUUUUCCUUUUUUAGAUCCUGUGUUUUAUUUAUUGCUUUUUUAUUGAAAUUUUAUUAAAAACAAGUUCUGCACAGGCUUCACCUGUCAGCUUAAUACUAAAGUUAUGUGCAAUACUAUUAAAAACAGUUCAGUUGGUAGGCUUUUAAGCCAUAGUCUGUUAGAAUGAAGACUCAUUAACUAUUAUUCCUGUGGUUGAUGGUGACUAAAAUCCUACUUAUAAACACCUUGAGAAAUAGAAUAUGAAAUGCCUUUGACUUCACAUGCAAACAAACCAUAAGAGAUGAGGAUUAACAGUCUGAUUUUCCUCUCAAAAUGAGGCCUGCACAUAAAAGGCUGUAGUUACUGUGCCUCAUAAGUCAGAGUACAGAAACUACAAUAACAUUAAAACCAAUUUUAGAGUUCUGAGAAUUUUUGCAGAAAAUAUUACAUAAAAACAAAAGGUAUCUUUCAUUAUUGCCAGGUUGUCAUGUAUAAAGCAGUAAAGAGUAGAUUUUGAUUUUUAAAUUUUUUAAAAAUUUUAUUUCCAAUUAGUGCUGUGUGUUUCACUUGCUUGAAGGGUAACUGUACAGUCAGAGUCUGUAACCUAAUUGUUCAUACAGUUAAAAACAGAGUAAAAUUUCUACAUUAAGUUAAUGUGUAAAACUUAUAUGGGAGCUUCCAGGAAAAUUUGGGAAUGAAAACGUGUAUUCAAAAGCAAAUUUGGUGCACUAACUGUGAAGUUUGGUUUUGUUUAAGUUGGUGUCUUUUGCAAUAGGUACUGCUUAUAGUAGUAGGGGGUCACAGAUGUAUUACACUGUAUGUUUUGCAUGAGCUUUUUUAACUUUGAUGUUUUCACUGAUAGUACAAGUUUCAUGCCAUGGUUAAGUCUGAGCCUUUCUGUGAAGGAACACUGGUGUGUUCCAUGUAGUAGAACUGGUGUGUAAGCUAUUUAAGGAAUGUUUAAUUCCAGUCAGAAUACUUACCUCACUUAGUGUUAAUAUUUAGAUUGAUGGGAUUUGCUAAUUGUAAGAACUUGCACAUUUGCGAUAAAUAUCUGCUUCCAACCAGAUUUGACACAUUGCACUAAUCUUGAGUUGCAACACUGUUACUAAAAAGCACUUUUAAAUUUCUUACUAGAAGGACCAUCAGAGUACAACUAAUGUUGAGAUUUAUUUUUUCUAUGCUGUCUGAUGUUACUGAGAUGUUAUUCUUUCAUGUAAUUUUUAUAAAACUAUAAAUGAUAUUUCUAUAAACUCAACCCCUGUCAUAGUACCAUAUGGUCUCUUCCAAAACAUUUUCUGUUUGUGUUAACAUGUUUGUUAUUUUCCCUCAGUGAAGAUUAAAAUUAUGUUGAACAAUG
Calypte anna (Anna's hummingbird) is the source of this 2877-nucleotide messenger RNA. RefSeq names its product histone deacetylase 11 (gene HDAC11). Gene Ontology annotation, molecular function: histone deacetylase activity. The coding region runs from base 84 to 1154 and encodes 356 amino acids. The transcript has 10 exons. NCBI's taxonomy places the organism in Eukaryota, Metazoa, Chordata, Aves, Apodiformes, Trochilidae. The record is from RefSeq and is a predicted model, not a curated record.